UAUGUCCCUGGUGAAGUUCAAGGAGCUGGGAGAAGAGGAGCCCAAUUCGGAGGACGAGGACCUGGACAGCGUCAAGGCCUUGACAGCCAAGCUGAAGUUGCAAACACGCCGCCCUUCCUACCUGGAGUGGAAGGCCCGGGUGCAGAGCCCGUCCUGGAGAAACAGCCUAAAGGAUGGAGCCCUCCAAACCUUGAAAGAAAAGCAGACCAGAGAGGUGGAGGAGGAAGGGCCCCCGACCCAGGAGCCACUGAAGACCAUUUGUGGGUUCCCCACCAUUGACGAAGCCCUGGAAUGGCUUCGGGUGGAGCUGCGGGAGAUGAAGGCUCUGGACCACCGGCUGGCCCGCCAGCUGAUGGGCCUGCGUAGCCAGAUUCACAGGCUGAAGGUGGAGCAGGCCUGCCACCAACACAAGGAGAUGCUGGACGAUGCCACUUUUGGGCUGGAGGACUGCGAAGAGGACUCCGACCUGCUGUGCAACAUUCCACCCAAAGCGGCCUUCCUGCUCUCCAUGCCCCUCAAACACAUUGGGGUCACACGCAUGAAUAUCAACUCACGCCGUUUCUCCCUUUGCUGAGGAGCUGUGCCCCGGCCCAGGCCUCGCUU
Molecule: messenger RNA, 603 nt
Organism: Euleptes europaea (tarantolino)
Lineage: Eukaryota; Metazoa; Chordata; Lepidosauria; Squamata; Sphaerodactylidae
Gene: FAM167B
Product: family with sequence similarity 167 member B
Exons: 2
Coding region: 2-574 (190 amino acids)
Source: RefSeq, a predicted model, not a curated record